This is a messenger RNA of Entamoeba invadens IP1, 831 nucleotides long. RefSeq names its product 40S ribosomal protein S2-4, putative. Lineage: Eukaryota; Evosea; Mastigamoebida; Endamoebidae. Gene Ontology annotation, molecular function: RNA binding; structural constituent of ribosome. The record is from RefSeq and is a predicted model, not a curated record. Gene Ontology annotation, cellular component: cytosolic small ribosomal subunit; ribosome. Gene Ontology annotation, biological process: translation. The transcript has a single exon. Bases 1 to 831 code for a protein of 276 amino acids.
AUGGACGCCAAGAAAGAAGCCCCAGCUGCUGAAGUUACUGCACCAGCCGUCGCUGCUGCCCCAAGAAGAGAAAGAGGAGAACAAAGAGGAGAGAAGAGAGGAUUUGGCAACAGAAGAGGAGGACGUGGAGCCCCAAGAGGAAGAGGAGCCAGAAAGGAAGGCUCAGGUGAGUGGGUUCCAGUCACCAAGCUUGGCCGUUUGGUGAAGGAUGGCAAGGUGAAAACCAUUGACCAGAUCUUCGAGUUUGGUUUGAAGAUUAAGGAAUACCAAAUUGUUGACACCCUUCUCCAAGAUCUUAAGGAGGAAAUGAUGUGCAUGCAAUCAGUCCAGAAACAAACUGCUGCCGGUCAGAGAACCCGUUUGAAAGCCUAUAUUGCCAUUGGAGACGGAAAAGGUCACGUCGGAUUGGGUGUCAAAUGCGCUAAGGAAGUUGCUAGUGCUAUUAAGGGUGCUAUGAUCCAAGCUAAACUCUCAAUCAUCCCAGUCAGAAGAGGAUAUUGGGGUGCUACCAUCGGUACCGUCCACACCGUCCCAUGCAAGCUCACUGGUGCUUGUGGUUCAGUCAGAAUCAGACUCGUCCCAGCUCCAAGAGGUUCCGGAAUCGUCGCUUCCGUCACUCCAAGAAAGUUCUUGGUCCUUGCUGGUAUUGAGGAUGUCUUCACCCAAUCCAACGGUCACACCAAGACUCUCGGUAACUUCGUCAAGGCUACUUAUGACGCCGUCAGACAAUCAUAUGCUUUCCAGACAAAGGACUUGUGGAGAGCUCCAGUCAACCAACUCUCACCAAUGGACAGAUUCGCUAAGUUCCUCGCUGAAGAGAAGAAGAAUUAA